Molecule: messenger RNA, 1336 nt
Organism: Phyllostomus discolor (pale spear-nosed bat)
Lineage: Eukaryota; Metazoa; Chordata; Mammalia; Chiroptera; Phyllostomidae
Gene: SERHL2
Product: serine hydrolase like 2
Exons: 12
Coding region: 86-1015 (309 amino acids)
Source: RefSeq, a predicted model, not a curated record
CCCCGGCUUCUUUUGCUCUUCUUGCUCUUCGGCAGGACAUCGCGGCGUACACUGUCAGCCUCCGUGCGACCAAAGGAUCAGCGCUAUGGGUCUGUUCUCGGAGCUGCGGCUGGCCGUGCCCUGGGGCCACAUCGCCGCCAAAGCCUGGGGCUCCCCGAGCAGCCGCCCGGUGCUCUGCCUGCACGGCUGGCUGGACAACGCCAACUCCUUCGACAGACUCAUCCCUCUUCUCGCGAGAGACUUUUAUUACGUUGCCAUGGAUUUCGGGGGCCAUGGGCUGUCAUCCCACUACAGCCCAGGUGUGCAGUACCACCCCGAAAACUUUGUGAGUGAGAUCCGAAGGGUCAUGGCAGCCUUGAAGUGGAAGCGUUGUUCUAUCAUGGGCCACAGUUUCGGUGGCAUCACGGCUGGGAUGUUCUCCUGCACCUUCCCCGAGAUGGUGGAUAAGCUGGUCCUUUUGGAAUCAACCCUUGUUGCCAUGGACACUAAUGAGCUGGAGAACCUGCCGGCCUACAGGCGGAGCCGGGUCGAGCUCACGCUGCAGCAGGAGGAGGCCUCCGGGAAGCCCCCACGCGUGUACAGCCAGGAGGAGAUACUGCAGAGGCUCCUGCAGGCGAACACCCAUGUGUGGGAGGAGUCAGCGAAAAUCAUCCUGCAGAGAGGCACCUCGCCGGUGGCCACAGGUGUGGUGCUGAAGAGAGACCAGAGGCUCUCCACGCCGGAGCGUUACGCUGAAUUCAUCAGCAGAGAGCAGUUGUUGCCUCUCACCAAAAAACUGCAGGCCCACCUUCUGCUCAUCAGAGCAAGCCAAGGGUGCAAUGACGUGAGCAGGAAGAACCAUCAUAAAAAGGAGCCGCUGGGUUUCAUAAUCAAGACGUUGAAAUCAGUCCUGAAAGAGCGGUUCCAGUACGUGGAAGUGCCGGGCAAUCACUAUGUCCACAUAAACCAACCCGACCACGUGGCCGGUGUCAUCAGCUCCUUCUUGGAGAGCGACCGUCCCCAAGCCCAGGAGUAGACCCGGGCUUGGGGCCGCACGACACCCAGCUCCAGGGGCCGCUGGCCAGGCCAGGCGCAACGAGGACGGGCCUCAACGGUCGACACCAGCAAAGCCGGCGGAGGGGGUGCGGGGCCGAGGCUUCUCGCUCCCAGGGGCGUGACGUCACAAGGGGCACUGUGUCUGGACUCCAGGGGCGCCCCGGGUCGGGGCCGAUGAUCUGUGGUGAACUGGCGGUGGCCGCAGGACGGCGGGCUGGGACGGAUUGGCCCGGCCUUCAGCCCGGCAGCCCGCCCCGCUGCCUGGGGGCCGGGGAAUAAACGGCUCCCGUGUCUCCCUCUC